UCAGUUAUACGAAUUUAAAUCAUGUAGUCGUGCUAGAUUACAAAUGAAGACGUUUUUCUAAGUAGUUUCUGAAAACUGUCUGUACUGCAGUAAAUUGCAUUUCAUUUAUAUAAUAAUGGUAUUAUAAUGGCGAAACGAAACGAAUAUAUACGGACGAAUGCAGAACUAAUUGGUGUGAAUUUAUGCAUUAUAUGGUUUGGUCAUAAGAGGAAAUAGCGUAAUUGCUAUAAAAAGCAUUCAGCGGGAAACCUUUAGUGUUUUCCCGCGAAGUAUUUUUAUAACAAUCGCACUCUUAAUAUAGUAACAUGCUGGGAUUACCCGCGGAGCAGGUAAACAGAUGAUGAAUUCCACUCAAAAGGCCAUAUAUACUGGAGUAUAUGUUGACAAGAGGAAUGUAACAUAGCAAGGAAUGUAUGUUGUGUGUAUGCUUGUCCAUUAAAAAAGUCACCAGUACAUGCUAGUGGUGCAGUAUGGCCGCUAACACACACCUGAUCGGCGACAAGGAGACCAAUAAUUGGUUCAAAGCGUGCAUAGGACUCAAUGUUACGAAGGAAGGACUCACUAACUUUCUUUGCACAGAAUUACAGAAAGUACACACCGUUUUUGGUAUAAGUUGUGGAAACUGCCCAAUUGAAAACCUCAUACAAUGUCCGACAUACCCAUAUUGUAACAAGAGGAAACGGAAUUAUUGUCCUUUUCACAAAUCACAGAAACCGCAGCCAUGUAAUAUAUGUGAUAAUGUAAAACAUAAUAUCAUAUUACACCACAGAUAUGGUGAACCUUCCUGGAGGAACACUCGUGCGGAAAAGUGGGCACUAAAUUAUUGGGAAAUAGGCAAAUGCUACCUCCCUCCGGACGGAUAUAGCAGCAUUUCCUCGGUCCAGGAAUCGGACUUUAAUGGUGUGAUUAGCAUCAUGUUGAAUUGCCUACAUUUCCAGACAUGUCUCUCCCCCUUAUGUUUAUCACCUCCACCGCCUGAUAAGCAAUGUCCACUAGAAAAGGUUCGUCAGAUUGGCCGAGAUGUGCGACAAACAUCCGACUGCAAGGUUACAGAUGCUGACUUGCAGGACUAUUUCAAGACACUGUCCACGCUCCUGGCUGACCCACAAUACUUACAACAUGAUCCUUCAGCCAUCAUAGCAUGUACAAGACUUAGUGAUUUGCAGAAUGAUCGUAUGUCCUUUGAAGAACUGGGCAAGCUGUUGAAAGAGGUCAAUCAAACGCUCGAAGAAGCAAAAAAGACCGGCAAACGUUUUUCUGAGAUGGCGGAAAAUACCUUGUCAAAACAUCUGCAGAAAUUGGAUGCCACUAAUCAGUUGGGGCUGAAACGCCUUAAAAAGAAGACAACAGUUGGGGAACAACGCCUUCAUAGCAAGACGAAAGUUGGGGAACAUCGCCUUGAAAGAAAGACACAAUUUGGGGCACAGAGAAUUGUGGGGCUGAAACGCCUUAAAAAGAAGACAACAGUUGGGGAACAACGCCUUCAUAGCAAGACGAAAGUUGGGGAACAUCGCCUUGAAAGAAAGACACAAUUUGGGGCACAGAGAAUUGAAAGCAGGACUCAGUAUGGGGAACAACGCAUCGAAGAAAAGACAAACGAUGCCGAUCAAUGUAUUGAUAGCAAGGUACAUGAUGGAACACAACGCAUCGAAAUCAGUGUACAGCAUGGCAUUGAGCGCAUGCAACAGGCAGCAAACAAAACUGCACAAGCAGACGAGCGAGACGAAGCAGAUUUCCGUCGUCGUUUGGUGGAACAUUACAAUGACACUUCGAGCAAUGUGCCUCUUUCAGUAUUGGAUCAGAGUCUUGAUAAACGUAUAACCGAUAUAUAUGCAACGCCGAAAAUGCACCGGUUUGAUAAAGCAAGUGAUGGGAAACGUGUUAAAAAGGAGCAAGUACUGACAUACAAGGAACUCUUUUACACAAACGACACAAAGUCAAAUCGACGUGUAUACGUACAAGGCGAGCCCGGCAGCGGCAAGUCAACGUUUGCAGCCAAGUUAGUUCAUGAUUGGUGCGACGAAAAUCAGCCUUCAACGGCAGUUCCCAACAAAAAUGCAUCGUUUGAUGACGUGUUAAUCAUUCAAAAUUUCCCGUUCAUUUUUUUCCUCUCGUUGGGAGAAUCAAGAGGUCAGACCGAAGUAACGCAUAUGAUAAAGAAACAAAUCAUCGACACAAUGUAUUCUGAAGAAAAACGUGAUGUCAUGUACACUCUUUUACUCAAAAUAAUAGAGACGGAAAUAUGCCUUGUAAUACGUGACGGUCUAGAUGAAUGGGUGGCUCCUGACGGUAGUAACCUUGCUGAACCUUCUAUGGCGGGAUUCUCAAAGGACAAGUGCGUGGUUCUUACAACUUCUCGACCAUGGAAACUUGCUGAUGAGCGUAUCAAGAAUUCACGGAUCGACAUCCUCGUUGAGAUCGAGGGUAUUAGCGAUUCAUAUACAUUUAGUAAAAGAGUACUGCGGUGCAUACUUGACAAGAGCAAGGAUCUUAAGACAACCGCGAGGGAAAUAAGGAGCUUCAUAGAGAAGCGUCGGCUGACCUGGUUAUCAAAUUCACCGAUGUUGUACACACUUGUUAUUUGCACGUGGGUGGACACUAUGGAGGAGGAGGAACAUUUGAACGGAUCUUCAUUGUGUGCAUUGUAUACUACUUUUCUUGAGAGCCUGUGUAAGAAGGCGAACGAUACAAUUGGCUUUUUUAACGAUUUAAACCCUCCUCAUGUGAAGUGUUUUUCAAGAACAAGUUACCUUCGGCCUAUCAUUCAAAACGUAGAUGUCAUUUCAAAAGCUGCUUUUAAUCUUUUGUUUUCUCCUGAGAAGGAAAAGUCUAUUGUAUUCAACGAUCAGGAAUUGUCAAACUAUCUUACACCAUCUGAACAAGAGUUUGCUCUCAAAGCGGGACUGAUAUCAAAACGGAAAACCAAAAGAGCUUUAAAUUCGUCCAUCUCAUUUAUCCACAAAAGCAUGCAGGAAUUCCUGGCUGCUUAUCAUAUUGCCCACAAUGCACGUUUGAUUGAUGACGUCAUUUCUGCAUAUCUGGGAUGUCAUUCGAAUGCAUAUCUCGACAUAUCCCAGGUGUUCAUAUUCCUAUGUGGACUGAGCGUAUCGGCAGCCAAUACGCUAUCUGGCAUUAUACAUGAACAUGAUAGUAAAAUAAUAGACGCACGUGGUGUUCCAUUACUUUCAUUAGAACAAGAUGAUUUUCAAAGCAUCAUAGAGGCAGGAUACAGAGAAGCUGUUUCAAAUGAUCAAACUGGCAUUCUCCUCAGACUCAGUCACUUUAAUAUCGGUGGGGACAACUUAAUCGACAUAUACAACAUAUGGAGAGAAAACAAGUCCAAUGUCCUGUCUUUGGAAAUACAUGUAUACGACGAAACGGAUCGUGCCAUACAUAGUUCAGCUACACAUAGCGAGCCAACAUCGCAGGUUGAGUUUGACCUGUCAUCGUGCCCCAAUCUGAAAUAUUUGGUACUUUUUGGAAGCGGCAUACAAAUACAAGAUUCGUCGAGUUCGGUCUCAUCGACACGUCCGGUGUGUAUUGUACUAAAAAGUGCAAAUCCAGUCCAGUGUGCAGAUCCUCAACCAGUGCUGCCUUGCAUUAAACAUAUUGCAUUUUACAGAAUUAGAUGUUCGUCUACCUGGCUGCGCAGUCUGCUCAGCACAUUGCUUACACUCGAUCAUUACGUUACGUAUCAGCUGACGAAAUGUUACAUAACAUCUUGUAAAGAAGAUGCAGUUAGAUGGGCAGAUACAGAGACGGGCGCAACAUUAUUGAGUUUUAAGGAUACAUUAUCACUGAGUAACGAUUAUGUAAGUGACAGUCUCGGUCUGUGGGAGGCUCUCCAUGGUCUGAAUAUCAAGAGCCUGAGUCUGAGUUUAAAAGUAAAAUAUGCAGACUCGAUGUCCAAGUCACUUUUAUCGCUCACUCAUCUGGACACGCUUAAUUUAAAAGUGAUUAAUAACGGUCCUGGUCUGUGGGAGGCUCUUUGUGGUCUUAAUAUCAAAAGUCUGAAUCUGAGUUUUGGGUAUAGCUGUUUAAGCGUAUAUUAUUCAGACUCGAUGUCACAGUCACUUUCAUCGCUCACUCAACUGGACACGCUUAGUAUUGAAUUGAACAUUCUAUGUCUGUGGGAGGCUCUCCAUGGUCUGAAUAUCAAGAGUCUGAGUCUGAGUGGUAUGUUUCUACAUUUAAACGUAAAAUAUGCAGACUCGAUGUCACAGUCACUUGCAUCGCUCACUCAACUGGACACGCUUAGUAUUGAAUUGAAUGGUCAAAGUCCCGGUCUGUGGGAGGCUCUCCGUGGUCUGAAUAUCAAGAGUCUGAAUCUGAGUGUUCAGUACGGAUGCUUUACUGUUGAGCAUGCAGAUUCGAUAGCACAGUCACUGUCAUCGCUUAAACAGCUUGAAACGCUUUCUAUAUAUUUUUGGACAUAUAUCGACAUAAAGCUACCUCAGUCAUUGAAGCAUUUAAAUAGCUACUGUAUGACAUUGCUUCCAUACAAAUUACGCGAACUUGUGGACACACUGUCUGCAUGUACUCAGACAAUCGAGAGUAACCUAGACUUUUGUUGUGCGUCUUUGGACGAUACAACUUUAACUUUUAAACGAAUUCCACCUGAGGAAUACAUUGUCGUCAAAAAGGAACUAGAGAUGCUGAAAAAUGUUGAAGUGAAGCGAUUCCAAAUAUUAGACCGGACACGUCAAACCAAUGUUUAUGAUGAUGAUGAUACCGCGUCUGACUGGUCUGUACGUGGCAUUGGUGGUGUCCAUGACGAUACUGAAGAUGAUAACGUUAACGAUGUUGCAUAUAAAAAUUUCGUUCGCGGAAUGAGUAAUACAAUCAUUAAUCGAAUAUCAAUGCGACUUCUGAUUACUCCAUCCUCAAACUCAUGAAUUUGCAAUAAAUGCGACUGCAACACCUGAUAAUGAGUAUAAUUGUAUUUAUAAUGUCUCGAAAAUUUUAAAUAAGAAUGAUUAUCUCUCAUGGGUAUCAUACAUUGACAGUUGGCAUUGUCAAACAUUAAUUUAACCAGUAUAAAUAAUCUUAACAUUUUUGUGACGUUUUAUUGGUGUGUAAAUGUUAAUGGAAAAUACUUAAUGAAAUACAUGCCUUUUUGUAAGUCUUGAAGUAUACAAAAAAAAACAUGAAUUCUAACACACCACGCAGUUUCAUUUCAUAGCCAAUACAGGAUAUCAUGUACUGGCUUUUCUGCAAUAUUUAUGUGCGAAGCAAAUUAUAUGUGUGCGUUGUUUCUAGUUCGAGUUGAAGCACUUAUAUAUGUACAUCUUGUGCACAUAUUACAGAACUGCUUUUAAAAAAAGUUGCUAUACCCAUGACUAUUGCAAAAUAUCAAAUACAUUUGAUCCCUUAUUAGCUAUAGAAUUCAAACCGCUUGUCGUCUUAGAAUAAUCAUAUAAUAAUAUGUGUGAAGUUGCUUCUUACAGACGGUGCGUGUCAUGUUGAUUUUAAUGUUUGUAAUUGCAGUUAACAGUAACCAGAUUAUUUUGCACAUUUAUAUUAAUAUUUUAUAUGCAAACAGAAAAAGUUGCAUACCUUUAGUUUUCAUUUAGUUUCAGGUUAUUAUUAGGUACUCAAAUACGUCCAUAAUAGUAUAUAAUUCUAUAUGGUAUUCUUCACUAUAGUUGUGUUACGCAUGUCCCAUCUUUAUAAAACACCUGUUUGGCUGUGACUCUGAGCCAAAUAUCAGGUUUGGACUUAUUACAACCUGGUUUUCAUAAUAAGGUUUGGACUUCUUACAACCGGGUUUGGACUCCUUAUCACCUGGUUUGCAUUAUAAGGUUUGCACUCAUAACAACCAGGGGACUGUUUCAAUAAACAUCGUAGUACACAUUUACGAUACGAUACAUUUUUUUAAGAUACAUUAUUAAUGUCCAUAUCAUAUGUUUAUACAUUUUCAGUACUUAAUCAAUUACAUUGGCAUCUCCAGCGCCGUAUAUAUUUGACGAGCUUUUCGAGCUAGUUCGUAUACUUAUUAAGAUUACAAAAUUCUCUCGUAUGCUACAAUUGUCGUACGAUCAUUUAUGAAACUGCCCCACGGUUUGCAUUAUAAGGUUUAUACUCCUUAGAACAGGGUGUGCAUUCAGCCUUCAGAGGUGGUGACCCUGAAUAUAUUAAUGUACGUUUUUGUUGUGUUUUUGUGCAUUUUGUCUAUCACAUUCGUACACAUGUGUUUUGCUUAUAAAUUUGAAAUAAAGCAGCUACUAGUAUUUAGUUUUAACUGAAAUCUUAAUUGUUGUGUGGUCCUGUGCUGUGUGGAGAAGUCGGAGUACACGUAGGAAAUUCAAACUGUCACCUUAUUCCAGUUAUCCACAUCGCAUUCGUUAUUGGUGACUUCCGACACACGAAAAUUUCUGUUUAUGUAUGUAAAUGAUGAUUUGUUAAUAUUAUUUUCUUGAUAUAGAUGAUAUCAUUAUUAUCUGUGUUUGUAUAUUACACUUGUUAAAAGAUGUUUACCAUAUAUAAACUUCAAUAUAAAGAUUAA
Dreissena polymorpha is the source of this 6505-nucleotide messenger RNA. RefSeq lists its product as uncharacterized. Bases 471 to 4895 code for a protein of 1474 amino acids. The record is from RefSeq and is a predicted model, not a curated record. NCBI's taxonomy places the organism in Eukaryota, Metazoa, Mollusca, Bivalvia, Myida, Dreissenidae. The transcript has 6 exons.